Guyanagaster necrorhizus is the source of this 1423-nucleotide messenger RNA. RefSeq lists its product as uncharacterized. The transcript has 11 exons. Lineage: Eukaryota; Fungi; Basidiomycota; Agaricomycetes; Agaricales; Physalacriaceae. The record is from RefSeq and is a predicted model, not a curated record. Bases 1 to 1083 code for a protein of 360 amino acids.
AUGAAGACGGUAAACAGGAAGGAACCGUGGGAACUUGGGUGUCGGGUUAAUUUGCCGCCACGUCUUCAAAACGUCCAAACCACUGUGCUCAGCACAAAGGCGGACUGGCCUACCGAAAUUUUAAUUGGAACAUCGCCAAUCCCAAUCAUGAUUAACACUAAGAGUUGGAACCCGUGCUGUUCCCUGGAGGAAGCGGACCGAAUACUCAUGGCACCGGGAAGUCUGCUCGAGGUUGAAACUCGCGUGGUUGGUGAUAGGGUCUCGAAAGUGUGGAAGAAUCUCUGGCCAUCGAUAAGAGUGUUCUUCUUGCAGUCGACAAAAGAACAUGCCAACAAGACCUACGUAGUGUUCGAGAAAGAAUGCUACACUUUCAAAGAGAUACUUGAUACGACAGUUAAAUGUGCUGCCAUCUUCAGGGAUGUUUACAAAAUUCAAAGGGGCGAUCGUGUAGUCAUCUGCUCUCGAAAUUUCCCGAGCUACUACAUCGUAUUUUGGGCUUGCCACCCCGAGCGAGCAGAUAAGAUCGAGCCGAUUGUCGCUGAUCUUAAGCACGCCUCUGGCGCGUCAGGAUACCUUGUCAUUCAAGAUCAGGAGGGCAAGGCAAUCGAUCUUCUUCGUGAUCCUGGUUGGUGCAUCCGGCAAUCAUCCAUUACCCUUGUGGGGGAGCUUAUGUUCAAAGUUUCCGGCAUGUCAGGAAAAACUUGUGAUCUUGAUGAGGAAGACGUCGUCGACGCGACCACUGCAGAGAGCUCUCGCCGCGCUUUAUCUUGUUUGUCAAUCGUCGAUACACAUCUGGAAGGCGUCGGUGAACAAUACUCCCCGGACAGCUUGCCUGUCAUUAGGAUCCCCGAAAGUGCUGGUAAAUUUCGGGACCUACACUGUGGGCUUUGCAUCACCUCUUUACAAAAUGCCGCAAGGAACAGCACUUCCAUUCUCUCUCAUAUUGAUAUCAUCCUCUCGUUCAAUGUCCUCUUCUUCCAUGGCCCUCACCGAGAGCCUGUCAGAGCCACUGAACAUAGAUUCGAUCUGCGUUCGGCUUCUCGACAUUUCCUUCUCGGUUUGAGUCCCUCUUUCCUCUCGUGAUACGAAAGAUUGUAACCCGGACCUUGUGGUACGGCUACCAUCCUGGGGAGACUCGUUCGAACCAUACAGGGCCUUUCGGUCCAUCGGUCCUGCUUCAAACUCCACCUACGCCACCUUGGGGGUUGUCUACCACCGGAUGUUAAUAGAUCCCCCAUGCUUCUAGACAUCCGGGGGAGGUGUUAUUUUCCCGCGUUCGGUGGAUAUCGAACUGCGGAUGUGUUUCCUCUCGGCGCACGACUCGCUUACUCGUAUGCGGGCGAGAAUACGCUCAUCGCUGUCUCCCAUUGGAGGGCCCGAGUCCGUCUUUCCCAACCCACAUGCAGGGUGCAAGGAAAUGUGG